Molecule: messenger RNA, 2313 nt
Organism: Crotalus tigris (Tiger rattlesnake)
Lineage: Eukaryota; Metazoa; Chordata; Lepidosauria; Squamata; Viperidae
Gene: ANAPC13
Product: anaphase promoting complex subunit 13
Exons: 3
Coding region: 275-499 (74 amino acids)
Biological process (GO): protein K11-linked ubiquitination
Cellular component (GO): anaphase-promoting complex
Source: RefSeq, a predicted model, not a curated record
CCUGGGCAUUAGUGUGAGAGGCGGAAGGAGAAAGAGGGGGCGCAAUAAAAGAGGAGUGGGGGGCGCACGAGAGGGCUGGUGCUGAAAUAGCCGCCUUUUUGGAAUGAAGUCGAGAUGGAUAAACGGCAGGCUUCAUAUAGGGGCAGGGAAACUAAGAAUGUAGGUGCUGCUAGUUUCGGGCUGUCAAGAGAGUCUUGCAGGUCCUCAUGAGAAAAUGAGUUGCGGUUGUGUUUAUCGAUAAGUAUCAUCUCCCUCAUUAUAAACUGUGCAAAAAAUGGACAGUGAAGUACAAAGAGAUGGGAGAAUUCUAGAUUUGAUUGAUGACGCAUGGAGAGAAGAUAAGUUACCAUAUGAAGAUGUGGCAAUACCCUUGAAUGAACUUCCAGAACCAGAACAAGACAAUGGUGGAGCAACAGAAUCAGUGAAAGAACAAGAAAUGAAAUGGACUGACCUGGCUUUGCAGUAUCUUCAUGAGAAUAUUCCUCCAAUUGGAAAUUAAUCUGUACAAAUUAGUAUAAUAACCACUUUAUUGAGAUGAAUUUCUUGUCAAUAUUGGUUUGCAGUCUUUUGCCCUGUUAGUCUUGUUUUGAGAUAACUUGAUAAUUAAUUGUUUUAAUUAAAAAGUUACUUAAAAGGCACUAAAAGUUUUUUUGUAGAUCAUGAGAGAUUUUUCUACCUUUCUAAAUACGAAAGAUUUUCCUUGAAGUUUCCAGCAGAGGUCGCAGAAGUACAACAGUUUCCUUGAGUAUGAAUUGCUCUUUAGUCAACUUGAAAUAUAUUGCAAAAAUUCUGUUUGCAGUUUUUGAUUUCAGUAAAUUCUUAUUUGUACUAAAUAUAUUCUGUGGAAAUGUAGGCAGUUCUGCUGAUAAAAGCUUUUUCACUUCAUCUUUUUAAUGCUAUCUAGAAGAUGGAUUGAAAGUACUCAAAAUACACAUUACCACACAUAAUAAAACUUUAAUAGCUUCAACUACAGACAGAAUUAAUGCACUGAAGUAGCUAAGGGAGGGAUAUUUAACUUUUCUUCCAUCUACCGAUUUUCUAGAGCAUUUCAUUCUAAAUAUAUCGUCAUACAUUUCCUGAAUUUACAGAUAUAUUCAAAAGGUAUAUACUCAACUGUAAUAUUGUAAACAAGAACAAUGGUGAAAAGUUAAAGUAGCUCAGUUAAGUAAUCUGUUGCAUGCUGAAUUUCUUAAAAGACAUUAGCUAUAGACAUGAUAUUAAAAAGUUUAUUCUAGAAAAUUGUACCUAACAAUGACAACAUUACCUCUAUUUUGUAGGGAGUACUUAAGGUCCUUGAUGUGAUUCUUCACAAGUGAUAUGGAAAAUCCAGAAACAAAGCCAUUUCUACACAAAUUUAGGGUCACCCUUAAGACUUUAAUGCAGUAGUCCUUGACUUAUUACCAGAACUGGGACCGGAACUUCCAUACUAAGCAAUGAGGUUGUUAAAUAAAUCAUUGAGCAAAUCCAGUUCUCCCACUGACUUUGCAAGAAGCCUUUUGGGAAGAUUGCAGAUGGUUACCAUGUGACCCUAGGAUGCUGCAACUGUCAUAAAUGCAUGCUGAUUGCCAAGCGCUCAAAUUUUGAGCAUGGAAUACUGCAACAAGUUUAAGCGCAAGUACUGGUCAUGAGGCAUCUAAGUAUAGUAUAGGUCAGGGCUUUUCAACCUUUUCACAGAUUGUGCCACUUUUAGGACAUGACAAUAUUUGAGUACCACCAGUGCUUAGCAAGGAGUCCAUCACUCUUCAAUGGCCUUUUGAAAAUAUAUAAGAAUUUUGUGGAGAGAUUUUCAGGAUUGAUUCUGGUGCUAUCAAUGUAAGUUUUAGUUUUUCAUUAUCAUUAUAUAGUCUUUAUUUUAUAAUUACUAUAUUAUGGGGAUAGAUAGACAGACAGAUAGAUAAAUAGAUUCUUGAUGUUUCAUAUUUAAAUUAAUAUAAAACCUUUGCAACUAUUUUUGGGAAACAUUCGACAUCUGAAGUACAUAUUGAAAAAAACUUAAAUUUUUUUAAAUCUAAUUAAGUAUAGAUCUUUUCAAUGCAACUUAAUAUAUAUGGUACAGUAGACGUUUUUUCAUUUUAUUGGACUCUAGAUCUCACAUUUUUUAUUAUUAUUUUACCUUAUUUUAAUUUUACCGAACUAUAAUAUUUAAUUCCAAGAAUAUUUCAGGGAUAUAUCUACAUCUGUAUUCCAGGGAUGUUGUUAGAAAUGAUGGGAAAAUCCAUUCCACUGAGUUGUUUGAGAAUUGUCCAUGUGCAUCAAAAUGUCAGAGCAACUUGGAUGGUAUUUAUCUUUUGAUAAAUAACUGUUUUAUGAUUA